Molecule: messenger RNA, 2372 nt
Organism: Epinephelus fuscoguttatus (brown-marbled grouper)
Lineage: Eukaryota; Metazoa; Chordata; Actinopteri; Perciformes; Serranidae
Product: butyrophilin subfamily 2 member A1-like
Exons: 3
Coding region: 67-1008 (313 amino acids)
Source: RefSeq, a predicted model, not a curated record
ACACUGCACAGAGACUCUACUGCUGAGCUUGUUGUUGGUACAGUUUCAUCACUCACCAUUAGCUUAAUGAGGACUGACGAUGAUAAAGACCUCAGAGGAGUGGAUCUGCAGUGUGAGUCUGCAGGCUGGCAUCCAGAGCCUGAGGUGUUGUGGCUGGACGGUGAGGGAAACCUCGUCUCUGCUGGACCUCCAGAGACAGUCAGAGGUCCUGAUGACCUCUAUACUGUCAGCAGCAGAGUGACUGUGGAGAAGAGACACGGCAACAGCUUCACCUGUGAUUUCCUAAAUGCUGCAUGCAGACCUGCUGCUCCCAUCACCAUCAGCUUGGCUGUGGUUUUCAUGGUUAUUCCUUUAGUUGUCUUUAUUGUCUGGAAAUGGAGACGGAAACAAAAAAGACAGUCUGUUAGAACGAGCAACAACUUUACAACACCUUCAAGAAACAACACAGACAUUCCCUUGCUCAUGAGGGAGAAGAGAGAAACACUGCCGAUCAUGUUGGAGAACAUGGACAUCAAGGAUUUGGAUGAGACAAAAGCAAAGCUUGAUGCAGAGUUAAAGGCAGUGGAGGAAGAGCGUAAAGAUGUGGUAGGAGCUGUUCAUUUAUUAAUGGGUCAAAAGAAGGAUCUGGAGAACCAGGAACAUGACCUCAGAUUAGAACUGCAGAAGUUAGAGAAAAACAGGUUUGAGAACCAGUGUCAGUUUCUGUCACUGCAAAGGAAAUCAGAACUGAUAAAUGAAGAUGAUACUGAAUGCUCAGCAGAGAAACAGAAUGAAAAACAGAUUUUAGAAACCAAAACUAAACUUGACACAGUAAAGAAGGAACUGGAGAAUAAAAUACGGACCACAGACACGUUUUUAAAGUCAACACUGUGUGGAAUUAAUGUAGUGACACGGAGGAAGACAAUGUUAGACGAUGACGAGGAGCAGAUUAAUCAACAACUGGAAGAGAUAGAAAAGCAGAGAGAGGAAAUUCAAAAGAGCCUCAGGUCAGAACAUUCAGAGGCAUAAAGACAAACAGGAUCAUUCAUCUCGUCAUAGAUCUUAAAGGCACUAUGUGUAAGCACAUGUGUGUUUACCUCCAUCAGCCUAUCUAAGUAUGUCCGUAAGCUCCAAAAUUCUCAUUUACAUAUACAUUGCGACCGGUGUCUCAUCAUGUACGUGCGCCAUCUUGAAAAUACAGGUAUGUACAGGGACAUACUUGAGAAAUACGGAAUCGCCUUUCACGUUUUCACUUGUCGGUUUCUGCCUGAGUGACGAAAAGCAGCAGCAAGCAGGCUAGUCACAAGUGCCGGUGCAUUUGAAAACAGGCAAAAAGGCAACGUGACCGGCGAUUUCAAAAAACAAGGGUCAGCAUCGGAGUAGCCUUUCCCAGUUGGCGGGAGCUGCUGAAGGAGAAUAACAGCUAACAGCGGCUAACAGCUGUUAGCGACCAGCGUCGCUAACAGCGCCGCUAACAGCACUAACAGCGCUAACAGUCAACUGGCGUCGUGUGUGUCUGUGUAGGAGCCUGAAUGAAUACUACAUGAAGUAUCGGAUGACAUGGUUUCAUCAAUGUUAUCAUAGCUUUUUCGUACAGAUUGGCUAACGUUGUUGCAAUAUGGUUUUGAAACAGUGAGGCGCUAGAGUGCGCUAUCCGUUUGAAUGCAAUAUAUGAUCUCAACACUAGACAGGAGAAAUUCCUACACAGCUCCCGUUUAAACAGAAGCAGUCAGUUUUACUGGCAGGUUAUGAAACCGUGACAGAGCGCAGGAAGAGGCUGAGCAUUUCUUCAACCUUUAACUCUUUAACCCUCAAGAAAGCCUCUUACCUGACAGGGACCUCUAGUGGUCAUGUGAUGUAUGACUGUUGUCUGUCAGGAGCAAAUGUGAAAGUAGUGUGAUGUUAUUACUCAGUCACAGAUCGUCUCUUUAAACAAUCGCUGUGAUCAUUCUGUAUCGCACUAUGGGAAGCACCUUCAGGCACUUGGUUAUCAGAGAACCGGGGUUAUCCUGGUAACCUAAAGAUAUCAAAAGCAGCUUUGUCCAGACUUUUAGCCAAAUUAGAGGUCUACCUACUUUAAAGAAGAUGGGAUCCUAUAACACCAGUACUGCCCUCCCUCCACUGGCUUCUUGUCUGUUUAAAGAUUGAUCUUUGCUUGUCUGUAAACAGUCUGGGUUAUGUUACGGUAUCAUGUUAUAUUCUAUGGUUCUGGUUGGUGUUUGCUUCUGUAUUAAUCUGUUUUUGUAUUCUGUGCCUGUUCAGGUCGACUGCAGCUGCUUUUAGAUGUUCUUUACAAAUAAAGUUUGGCUGGUGUCGACUUCCUUUCAUGAGUCUUAUUUUGGUUUACCCUAACCUCAGUCAGCUGGUCAGUUUGGUCCAGACCCAAAUAUCUC